Dichomitus squalens LYAD-421 SS1 is the source of this 1587-nucleotide messenger RNA. RefSeq lists its product as uncharacterized. The coding region runs from base 1 to 1587 and encodes 528 amino acids. Lineage: Eukaryota; Fungi; Basidiomycota; Agaricomycetes; Polyporales; Polyporaceae. The transcript is spliced from 4 exons. The record is from RefSeq and is a predicted model, not a curated record.
AUGUUCAUCUACAAUGGCAAAUUCACCUGGUAUAGCUACGCAUUGAACGAGACGAUCACCUUCGUCUUCCCCGUCGGUUUCGCACUCAACGACCCCGUCAACGCUUAUUGGCAAUGGACAGUCGACGCCGAAGGCAACCAGAAAUACAAUACGCCCCGCUCUGGCAUCAUCAGCAGCGUCGUCAAGACCGCCGACGAGUAUCGCGUCCAUGUCUCCUUCGGGUACUACAGCUUCGACGUGACCCUCGCCGCCGACUUCAAAUCCAUCUCCCUCCUCAUGCGCAACCCGUCUAACGACCGCGCCGGCCCCUUCACCCUACCCGCUAUGCAUGCCGACGAAUCACGCAUCCCCUCCACCGUAGUCUACACCGGCAAGCUCAACUGGUACUCCUACGCGAAGAACGAGAUGAUUACCCUCGUUAUCCCCGACGGCGUUUCCGAGGGCGCGUUCUUCGGGCUCUACCACCAGUGGACCGUCGACGCUGAGGGGAAUCAGAAGGCGAACCACCCCGUCAAUGGUGUCUUCCAGAACGUCAGAGCCGACCUGAGCGGGCACGUCACCGCGACGUUUAAGGCGUCGUACUACACCUACGACUUCAGCUUCGACGGCAAGGAGGGCUCGCUCACGCUGUCGAACCCGAGAGGUGGCAAGUCUGAGGGCAAUAAGUUCGUGCAGACCGACUUCAGGUCGCUCGGCACGAAAAAGGCACUCAUCGUUCGCUACGGCACCGGUACCGACGACGGCAUCUUCUAUAUCGAGGAGAUGCUCACGAAACACCUCGGCUUUGCCACCGAUGAUGUCGAGCUGCUCUACUACGAUGUCGAGCCCAGUAACGGCGCGAAACAGUCCACCAAGGGACAGAAGGCACCCACCGUCAGUAACUUCAAGACAAAGUUCACCGACUUGGUCUCCGGGGCGAAGGCCGGGGACGUGCGCUUCGUAUAUAUCGAUGCACACGGCACCACGUACCCUGGCGAGAACGACCGCUUCAAACCGGCGGACGGAAAAGAUUACGGGUGGGUGCUUGCCGCAGCCGAGGAUGGAGUUCAGGAGGGGCUCGUUGAUGGCGACUGGUUCACCAGCACAAUUCGAUCUCAUCUGAAGUCAGAGGUCAACCUGACGAUUCUCGCCUCGUCCUCAGGUGGGGCGCAGUUGGGGACCUACACGAAGACUCCAGGCAUCCUGCUCUCCGGAUGUCACGAGACGCAGUUCAACAUCAAGGCUGUCAAGCGUCCUGAGGGAUUGCACGACCCGUGGGCGUUCGCUAUCGCUGCGGUCAUCAAGGACCGGGUCGCCAAGAAGCGCAGCGUUCCUGCCUACAGCGUGCUAUUCAACGAAGCGAAGAGGUACAUAAAGAAACAGUUCGACCAGGGUCUGCUCAACCCGUACUACAAGGGCUUCAGCCCUGACGAGUUGCAGCCGGUCCCUCCCGAGCUACUCUGGAACACCAGCCACCAGGACCCGCAGUUGGUGUUUGACAGCGGGUACGUCAACCCUGACGAAGAGCGCUUCCUCUUCCCGUUCGUGGCGCCGGGAGAGGCCAAAGUGAGCGGCCAGGUCACCAGAUACCCGCAGGAUGAGGUUUAG